AUGUCAACUACUAACAGGACUGCUGCUCUGUCAGCUUAUAGAUACGUACUCAGAGCUACUAGAGUGGCUUUUAAUAGCGACCCAGUUGCCCUGAACGGAUCCAGAUCGCAAAUCCGGGCCGGAUUCAAAGCUGAUAGAAAUGUAACAGAUGAGGCGGAAAUCAAAGAGAAAAUCCAGUACAUUAAAGACAUUGGGUUGAUUCUACGAACAAAUGUUGUCCAGGCUCAGAAGAAGUCUGAGGAUGACAACAACUUUGGUGAGUUUUAA
This is a messenger RNA of Sugiyamaella lignohabitans, 267 nucleotides long. It is a transcript of the gene MZM1, whose product is annotated as Mzm1p. The transcript has a single exon. Gene Ontology annotation, biological process: mitochondrial respiratory chain complex III assembly. Lineage: Eukaryota; Fungi; Ascomycota; Dipodascomycetes; Dipodascales; Trichomonascaceae. The record is from RefSeq and is a predicted model, not a curated record. Bases 1 to 267 code for a protein of 88 amino acids.